AUGUACGACGCAGUGGUCCUCGGCGCUGGCGUCUACGGCCUCUCCAUCGCGACCGAGCUCACCAACCGCGGCCUCAAGGUCGCCGUCGUCGCGCGCGACCUCCCAGAGGACCUCACUAGCACCGGGUUUGCUUCUCCUUGGGCCGGCUGCAACUGGUGCUCGUUUGAAACCGACGGCAACACCCCGGCUGCCGAGUGGGAUGCCAUCACGUUCAAGGCACUCGGACGCCUGGCGGAAGAGUACCCGAACAUGUGCAAGAAGAUUCCCUUCUACGACGUCUGGACAAAGGACUUGGGACUGCCUUGGUACGCGGACCUAGUGUUCAACGAGGGGUACGAAGCGCCUUCCCUUCCACCGUGCAUCACUUGUUCUGCCACAAGACUACAGCAUUGCUCACACACCCAGGCCGAGCUGCUCAAGGGCACCCCGUCCAAGCCGCUCCCCGGCGGCUUCCCGCACGGCGUCAAGUUUGAGUCGUACAUCCUCCACGCACCCGACUACCUCGCGCACCUGGCCAGCGGCCUGCGUUCGCGCGGCGUGCCCAUCAUCCGCCGCCGCCUCGCAUCCCUCGACGAAGCAUACGACCUGCCCGAGGUGGGCCGCGUCGACCUGGUCGUCAACGCCCUUGCGCUGGGCAACAAGACGCUUAUCGGCGUCGAGGACGACAACAUGUACCCGGCGCAGGGCCAGACUGUGCUCGUCCGCGCGCCGCUCGUAAACACAUGCACCAUGUCCACGGGCGACACCGUCAAGAGUGCGCGCACCGCCGCCAACGACGAUGCCAUCGCGUACAUCAUCCCCCGGCCAGGGCCCGACGGCCACGUCGUGUGUGGCGGCACGUACAACCGCGACAACUGGAUCACGCAGCCGUCCAUGGCCGAGGCUGAGCGCAUCCUGCGCGCGUGCUAUGCGCUCGACCCGCGCCUCGCGGGCCCGAACGGCACCAGCUGGAAGGACAUUGAGGUGGUCGCGCACAACGUCGGCCUGCGGCCGUCGCGCGACGGCGGCGUCAGGCUCGAGCUCGAGCACCGCGAGCUCGUGGGUGCCGGCGAGAAGAGCGUCGCGCUCGCCCCGACAUCACGCUCGUCCCAGGGCCACCGCCAGGUGGCCGUCGUCCACGCGUACGGUCCCGGCGGUACCGGAUACCAGUCCAGUAUCGGGCUGGCCACCAAGGCCGCCGACAUUGUCAUGGGCCAGGUCAAGAACGUUCCCCCUAGGGCCAAGCUCUAG
This is a messenger RNA of Apiotrichum porosum, 1230 nucleotides long. RefSeq lists its product as uncharacterized. The transcript is spliced from 4 exons. Lineage: Eukaryota; Fungi; Basidiomycota; Tremellomycetes; Trichosporonales; Trichosporonaceae. Gene Ontology annotation, molecular function: D-amino-acid oxidase activity; FAD binding. Bases 1 to 1230 code for a protein of 409 amino acids. The record is from RefSeq and is a predicted model, not a curated record.